This is a messenger RNA of Arabidopsis lyrata subsp. lyrata, 663 nucleotides long. RefSeq lists its product as uncharacterized. Bases 110 to 466 code for a protein of 118 amino acids. The transcript has 3 exons. Lineage: Eukaryota; Viridiplantae; Streptophyta; Magnoliopsida; Brassicales; Brassicaceae. The record is from RefSeq and is a predicted model, not a curated record.
GGGAAUUAGCUAGCAACACGAGUUUAGGUUAAACAUGGGUGACUCUAUAAAUAGGACAUAAACCAUAACACAACCUAUCCAAAGUGAAAUUUGUUUUGUAAUUCUGAUUAUGAUUGGAGAUUCACAAGAAAGCUUAACUAUGAGUGGUGUUCUCGAAAGCAAUGAAGAGAGCGAGGGUUCAAAUGUCAUUGAGGUUGUUAUUCCAAUGAGGGAAUUUCACAUUCCUCAGCCGUUAAUGGAAAUAAUCGUGAGUAAGGUUGGUGAAGAUGGUGUUGAUGCGUUGAAGAACUUGUUGCUCGCUGGGAGAGAGGGGAAGGAUGUUGUCUGCCGCAAUAAACGCUGCGGGGGUUUGAUGAACCUGGAUGACAUGAAAAAGUGCGUGGUGCAGCCACCUUUUAAGCGGGAAAGAACUGGGAGGCCAAGGUGCCGUAUGUGCAACAAAGCUGGGCACAGGUGUAUGGAUUAAGGAUUGUAGGAUGUUGCCGGGAUUAUGGGGAAGAGUUCAUGAAUAUUAUGAUCUAUUUUUUUUUGGAAUGUUAUUUGGUUAUAAUCCAAUAUAUAAGCGGGAUGUUGUUUUUGGUUACCUAUUAGUUUAAAGUUGAACGGGAAUGUAAAACUUUUAAGAUUGUUGGGAUGUUUUUGUUAAUUUUGAUGUAAGAACAU